AUGCUUAUCAAGACUGCUCUCAUCUCUGCCUUCGUUUCCGUUGCAACUGCAUCUACGUGUCUCUAUACCAAACGCUGCUAUGGUAUCGCCUAUGGUGGUGGCUAUGUUUGCGGUCAAGAAUAUCCUGAUGGCGGUAGAGCUACUGGUAAAAAGGUAGCCUGUCCUGGCUUUGCUUUGUACGCUCACGAGUGCUGUGGAAUCACCAAGGCUGUCACGAAGGAAUGCAAGUGGUCUUACUGUGGUGGCUUCACAAUUGCAGGUCAAACUACUUGCAAUGACAGCUUCGGAUCCGGCUGGAAGUACAGUGGUAAAUACGAGCCUUCUGACUGUAAAUUCACCAAUUCAAGAGUCGAAUGUUGUAAAGAACAAUCAUACUAG
Molecule: messenger RNA, 378 nt
Organism: Mucor velutinosus
Lineage: Eukaryota; Fungi; Mucoromycota; Mucoromycetes; Mucorales; Mucoraceae
Exons: 1
Coding region: 1-378 (125 amino acids)
Source: RefSeq, a predicted model, not a curated record